Messenger RNA from Stegodyphus dumicola, 1001 nucleotides. Its product is annotated as transcription factor CP2-like. Gene Ontology annotation, biological process: regulation of transcription by RNA polymerase II. The record is from RefSeq and is a predicted model, not a curated record. Gene Ontology annotation, cellular component: nucleus. Gene Ontology annotation, molecular function: RNA polymerase II cis-regulatory region sequence-specific DNA binding; DNA-binding transcription activator activity, RNA polymerase II-specific. Lineage: Eukaryota; Metazoa; Arthropoda; Arachnida; Araneae; Eresidae.
AUGAAAGGCCUCGAGAGAGUGAAGCUCUGUCAGAAAAAUAAGUUUACAGGGCGUGAUCUGCAGCCAUCAUAUCAGUGCACCGUAUUUACUCCUAGUACCAUAAAAGUUGAAAACAUUCCAUUUCAAGAUUUUUCUGAAAGUUUAUCACCUCAGUCGUUCAAUAGCAGCAUUGAUGUGAAACCAGAAUCACCUGUAAUUUCAGCUAGUGAAGUCACAACUUCUACACCAUCUGUGACAUCCAGUCCACAGAAUGGCCCUGAACAAAAAGAUAAAUCAGAAAUGGAUGAAAGUGGCAUUGUCAUACAACAAGCUCAAGGUGAUGAAAUUUAUAUUACUGCAAAAACAUCCACUGCUGAACUUCAUAACUGGCUAAUAAAAAAUAAAUUUUCAAAAUACCUUUCAUGCUUUGCAUUAUAUUCAGCAAAAGAUUUGUUGUGUUUAAGUCGAGCAGAUAUGGUUGACAUUUGUGGAGCAGCUGAUGGAAUACGAUUAUAUAAUUGCCUCCAUAUUAGGCAUCCUCCUCCUCUGCGAAAAUUCUACAUUUCCAAGGAUAGAUUAAGAUUCCAUGGCCUUUAUUUGGACUCUUUAACUUGCUAUGAAGUGAAAGAACAACUUUGUAAAAUUUACAGACUUCCAUCUGGAACUGUGGGGGAAAUAUAUGUUACAGGACCUGAAGGAAUACUGUUAAUUAUAACUGAUAAAGUGUUACAAAAUAUGAAAGAUGAAUCCACAUACAUUUCUGAUGUUUUAAAAGCUGAAGAAAAUGAGAAUUAUACAAUUAUUUUGAAAUCUUAUAAGAACAUUCCAAAUCAGGAAACAUAACAUUUGUUGAAAUUUUAUGAGAAUUGUUUUGGAGGUUGUAUAUUUUUUAGUGCCAAUAUAAAAAGAUUUUAUUUAAUUGCUGUAUUUCAGCAAUUUUUAUGAUAAAUUUUAUUGUUAAAAUUCAUUUUAAAUGUGUUGUUGUAUUUACUUUUGAUAAAUAAAUAUUUUUUAAAUCAGUG